AUAUUAUUGUUACUCCGGUUGUUAUGACUACAAUGAUAUUGGAAAAAAUAUGUUCUUGUGUUUUCUCCAAUAUAAUGUUAGUUAUUGAAUCGACUGUUUUAAAUUUCCCGCCUUGACCUUCCCGCGUUUCCAGUGCUGUGAAGCGGCGACCCGGAAAAAACUCUUUCAGCGUUUCUGUGCAAAUAACUCACGCAAUGUGAUUUCGACAACUAAUUAUACAAAAAAAAUGUUCUACUUACGUAAGAACGCGACAUUUUUUGCUUCUUUUCUGUCAGAUUUCACGCAUCUCGCAGAAAAAAUUGUUCACAAGAAAAUUAGGUUAGUUUCCUCUAAUAGGGGAAACGUGUGUUUCUCGGUUGGCAGCUCUGAGAAAAACGAAACCACAAUCGGCGCGCUGUUUGAACACUGGCGCCACAAAUUCGAAAUUGAGGCGAUUUCAGAGCCUGUAGCCUCCACUGAACACAUUGUAGCUCACGUUUUAGGCACCACACGGAUUUCCGACAUCUACAGACUGAAAAAAACUCCUUUAACGGCCACUCAGAUCGUCCAAAUCGACGCUUUGUGUUCGCAGCGACUCAAACAUGUUCCUGUUCAAUACAUUCUGGGUGAGUGGUCCUUCCGCCACUUAACCCUGAAGAUGUCUGCACCUGUGUUCAUCCCCCGCCCCGAAACGGAGCAACUCGUCGACAUCAUCCUCCCUGAAAUCGUCCGGAAGGAUUUCCACAUCCUGGACUUAUGUUGCGGAAGCGGCGCGAUUGCGUUAUCCUUGCUGCAGGAGCAGGAUACUAUAAAAGCGACCGGCGUCGAUCAAUCGGAGGCGGCGUGUCAAUUGACAAAAGAAAAUGCACAAAGGAACGGUUUAAACAAACGCAUUCGUAUCAUCCAGAGCCAACUAGAGCGGUGGAAUUGCGAAGAAAAAUUCGACCUGGUGGUGUCAAAUCCGCCGUAUGUUUUCACGGAGGACAUGGAGCACCUACAGAAGGAAAUUAAGUUGUACGAGGACCCAAGGGCUCUCGACGGGGGCGCGCAGGGGUUAUCCGUGAUUAAAACAAUCUUAUCCAUAUCAUCCCGAUGCCUGGAUAAAAACGGCAAAUUAUUCCUGGAAGUGGAUCCCCGCCAUCCGCCCCCGCUCUCCAUUUAUUUGCUCAAGAACAAUACCUUGGGGCUAGCUCACGUCGAAACCUACCCGGAUUUCAGCGGCAAGCGCCGCUUCGUGCAAAUAAUUAAAAAAUAAAACCCUCUAAUAAAAAUACAAAUAAUUUUUA
Molecule: messenger RNA, 1265 nt
Organism: Zophobas morio
Lineage: Eukaryota; Metazoa; Arthropoda; Insecta; Coleoptera; Tenebrionidae
Product: MTRF1L release factor glutamine methyltransferase-like
Exons: 5
Coding region: 227-1234 (335 amino acids)
Biological process (GO): protein methylation
Cellular component (GO): mitochondrion
Molecular function (GO): nucleic acid binding; protein methyltransferase activity
Source: RefSeq, a predicted model, not a curated record